Messenger RNA from Alternaria infectoria, 1104 nucleotides. RefSeq lists its product as uncharacterized. The transcript has a single exon. The record is from RefSeq and is a predicted model, not a curated record. NCBI's taxonomy places the organism in Eukaryota, Fungi, Ascomycota, Dothideomycetes, Pleosporales, Pleosporaceae. The coding region runs from base 1 to 1104 and encodes 367 amino acids.
AUGCGCACAUGGGAAGAAUCAGAUCCUAAGCGCUGGGGAUACAUCAAGACCCUCAGCUCGCUCACGCACAUCAGAAUCGACCUUACCGACGUCUUGCGGAUCAUCUGUAAUGACGGCGGGGCUCUUGCCACUGUUGCAGCAUACAUUGAGAGUUUGGAGCCAUGGGUAUGGCACGUAGACGACCGUGAAGACUUCAAACACCAUACUAUCACCGUCGGUGCCACAUCUAGACUCGGUGCCGGCCCCCCGCCUGUGCUCCUUCGAGUUGUGAUGGCUAUCGUCUGGUUGAUCCGCAGCUCACCCGCCCAAUUCCGUGGAUCUGGCACUUUCGAUACCCCUUACUUCUGGUAUGCUCCUGAGGACGUCAGCCGAGCUUACUGGUACCUAAACAACCUGCGUCGCAACCCCCGCGAACGACAGAGGGAAGGCACAAAGUCUGCCCAGCUAGCAAGGCCAAUGAGAACGGGUGCGGAUGCAGGCCUAUCAUCUCUCCACAACUCGGUAUCCGAAGGUGAAUGGGCUGGAAGGUUCCUGAGGAAGGACAUCGUCUCUAAGCAGGAGACAACACCGGAAAAGCAGAGCGAGCACACGGUCAGGCGGGGUGAAAAGAUAAACAGGUGGGGCGAGAAGACAGGCCAAUGGCGCAACAAAGCCGAGAUACGAAGCGAAGACAUAGCAGCCCAGCUCCUCCGCAUCCGCACGUGGUCCUACAACACCUUUACCUUCUCCAACCCCACCAACGAAACCGAACUAGACAGACUAAUGGACCUCGCCCGUCUCCACACCAAGCCCACGACCAGGAACCUCGAUGUCUACAGGUCAGCAUGUAUAGACGUAGAGCUCUUUGUGUGGGCUAAAUCGCACCCACAUAUCCUCGAUGAUCGCUCCAGGGAUACGUUUGCCGACUUCAAGCUACUUUUGAGUUGGCUGCAUGCCCGGGAUCUUGCGGUUGGGGACCACGAGGGGGUUGCGGGACGCAUGGAGGAGGCGGUGAUGGCUGUGGUUGCUGCUGAUAGGGGGGUCUAUAAUAGCAGGAAGGCGGAGGUUAAGGAGAUGGUGUAUAUGGCAGACCUGGGUAUGGGUGAGGGAUUGGCAGUGUGUUGA